GCUAGUCCCCUCUCUGCUUUAGCUGUCAAUGGCUUUCGGGACUAAUUUUAUUUGAAUGUCUGGGCGUCAUAAGUGACCAAUAAUGGAUAUUCUAUGGAUAUUAUGGACCAUACCGGUCGUAAUAGCUCUUGAAGAGACACUCAUGGACUCCACCACAGCCACGGCAGAGCUCGGCUGGACGGUCUACCCUGUCUCGGGGUCAAGUGACAACAGCUGGGAGGAGGUGAGCGGUUAUGAUGAAAACAUGAACACCAUCAGGACGUACCAAGUCUGUAAUGUUUUUGACAGCAACCAGAACAACUGGGUACGGACAAAAUACAUCCGGCGACGAGGUGCGCAACGGAUCCAUGUGGAGAUGAAAUUCUCAGUGAGGGACUGCAGUAGCAUCCCCAAUGUACCAGGCUCCUGUAAAGAGACUUUUAAUCUAUAUUACUAUGAGUCGGAUGCUGACACGGCCAACAGAAACUCUCCAGCAUGGAUGGAAAAUCCCUGGAUUAAGGUUGACACCAUUGCAGCAGAUGAGAGCUUCUCUCAGGUGGACCUUGGGGGCAGAGUGAUGAAGAUCAACACAGAAAUUCGAAGCUUUGGUCCUGUGUCACGAAAUGGCUUCUACUUGGCCUUUCAGGACUAUGGCGGCUGCAUGUCGCUCAUUGCUGUUCGGGUCUUCUACCGUAAGUGUCCUCGGAUCAUCACUAAUGGGGCAUUGUUCCAGGAGACGCUAUCGGGAGCAGAAAGCACCUCUUUGGUGGCCGCAAGAGGUGUUUGCAUCCCGAAUGCAGAGGAGGUGGAUGUGCCUAUUAAGCUCUACUGCAAUGGGGAUGGAGAAUGGAUGGUGCCCAUUGGGCGCUGUAUGUGCAAAGCUGGGCAUGAGGCUGUGGAAAAUGGAACCGUUUGUCGAGCCUGUCCAUCGGGAUUUUUCAAACCAACGCAAGGAGAUGAGCCCUGUAUGCAGUGUCCUAUUAACAGCCGUACCACCAAUGAAGGUGCCAUUAACUGCGUUUGCCGCAAUGGAUACUACCGUACUGACUCUGAUCCUCUCCAGAUGCCAUGCACAACUGUCCCCUCAGCCCCGCAGGGCGUGAUCUCCAGUGUCAAUGAAACCUCUGUGAUGCUGGAGUGGAUGCCUCCUCGAGAUACAGGGGGCCGCGAGGAUGUAGUCUUCAACAUCAUCUGCAAAAGCUGUGGUGGUGGGCGGGGAGGGUGCACCCGCUGUGGGGACAACGUACAGUUUUUACCCCGUCAGUUGGGCCUGACAGAAACCCGGGUCUACAUUAGUGACCUGUUGGCCCACACGCAAUACACUUUUGAGGUGCAGGCUGUCAACGGGGUGUCAGAUCAGAGCCCCUACUCCCCUCAGUACGCCUCAGUCAACAUUACCACUAACCAGGCUGCUCCAUCCACUGUAUCAAUAAUGCAUCAGGUCAGUCGUACUGUGGACAGCAUCACCCUCUCCUGGUCUCAGCCAGACCAGCCAAAUGGCAUCAUCCUGGACUAUGAACUACAGUAUUAUGAAAAGGACCAAUCAGAGUAUAACUCCACCACCAUCAGAAGUCAAACCAACACAGUGGUCAUCCGUGGCCUCAAGCCAGGAAGCAUAUACGUGUUCCAGGUCCGGGCCCGCACUGUGGCCGGGUUUGGACGCUACAGUGGCAAGCUGUACUUCCAGACCAUGACGGAGGAGGAAUACAACACAAGCAUUCAGGAGAAACUGCCUCUCAUCAUUGGCUCAGCUGCUGCAGGGUUGGUGUUCCUCAUUGCUGUGGUCGUCAUCAUUAUUGUUUGUAACCGCAGGCGUGGCUUUGACAGGGGCGAUUCUGAAUACACAGACAAACUGCAGCACUACACCAGCGGCCACAUGACUCCAGGAAUGAAGAUCUACAUUGAUCCAUUCACAUAUGAGGACCCCAAUGAGGCUGUGAGGGAGUUUGCCAAGGAGAUUGAUAUAUCCUGCGUGAAGAUUGAACAGGUCAUUGGUGCAGGAGAAUUUGGGGAAGUUUGCAGUGGCAACCUCAAGCUCCCAGGUAAAAGGGAAAUGUUUGUGGCCAUAAAGACCCUGAAAUCAGGCUACACAGAGAAGCAAAGACGGGAUUUCCUGAGCGAAGCAAGCAUCAUGGGCCAAUUUGACCAUCCUAACGUUAUUCAUCUGGAAGGCGUGGUUACCAAGAGCAGUCCUGUCAUGAUCAUCACCGAGUUCAUGGAGAAUGGGUCUCUUGACACUUUCCUCAGACAAAACGAUGGCCAGUUCACCGUGAUCCAGCUUGUUGGUAUGCUACGUGGCAUCGCUUCAGGCAUGAAGUACCUUGCAGACAUGAAUUAUGUGCACCGUGACCUUGCGGCCCGAAACAUCCUGGUCAACAGUAACCUUGUGUGCAAAGUGUCAGACUUUGGCCUCUCUCGCUUCCUGGAAGAUGAUACAUCAGAUCCCACUUACACGAGUGCUCUGGGAGGGAAGAUCCCUAUCCGAUGGACUGCGCCCGAAGCUAUCCAGUACAGGAAGUUCACCUCUGCCAGUGAUGUGUGGAGCUAUGGGAUUGUCAUGUGGGAGGUCAUGUCCUAUGGAGAAAGGCCUUACUGGGACAUGACCAAUCAAGAUGUCAUCAAUGCCAUAGAGCAGGACUAUCGACUACCCCCACCCAUGGACUGUCCCAGUGCGCUGCACCAGCUUAUGCUGGACUGCUGGCAGAAGGACCGCAACAACCGGCCCAAGUUCAGCCAGAUUGUUAACAACCUUGACAAGAUGAUCCGCAAUCCCAACACGCUGAAGGCCAUGACCCCUCUAACUUCAGGUGUUCAUCUCCCUCUCUUGGACCGCAGUAUCCCAGACUUCUCCACCUUCAGCACUGUGGAUGAGUGGUUGGAUGCCAUCAAGAUGGGCCAGUACAAAGACAACUUUGCCAAUUCUGACUUUUCUACAUUUGAUGUAGUGUCUCAGAUGACCAUGGAUGACAUCCUGAGGGUUGGUGUGACAUUAGCAGGACAUCAAAAGAAGAUCCUCAACAGUGUCCAGAUGAUGCGGGCACAGAUGAACCAGAUCCAGUCUGUGGAGGUUUGACCCUCCUGAGUGGAUCAGAGAAAAAAAUAAAGCCGGUUUGGGAUGCUGGGCUCUGGGAAUGGAGGAAGGAGUGGAUUUUUCUUUCUUUUUUUUUUUCUUUUUCUUUUUUUUUUCUUGUUUUCAAGUGACAGUGUAUCUGGUCUUCCCACCAGGCUACCAUCAGGUCCAUUCUCCUCUCCAAUGCCCUCUCUCCUCUUCUCCCUCCACCCCAACUCUCCCUCCAAGCUUGGGAUCAGCUGUGGGGAGCUGUGACAACAGAAGUCCACACGAUGAAGAUCCAGGCAGCCCACAGCCAAACCCACCUUUAGAACCAGAAACAUGGGAGGUUAGAAGUGACCAGCAACUAAUUUUUCAAUCUUUCACCAAUUUUCAUUUGAUGUUGAACAUUUAUCUUUCUUUUUUUUUUUUUUUUUUUUGCUUGUCCUGAUAAUUUUGUAAAGAAUUUUUUAAAAGAAAAAAAAAGAAGAAAAACUGGUAAGGAAAGGAGUUUAUCUAAAUUUAUAGAUGAUAUAAGGUUGUACACUAGAUGAACUGAGUAGGAAAGCUACCCUUUAAAAGGGCAAAAAAAAAAAGGAGAGUUGAGGAGAACAACCUCAACAAGGUGUGGAUAUUGUCUUUGCUUUUGAUUUUGGACAUCAUGUGGAAACACGGAGUUCUCUGUGACCUCCUGAAAGGCAAACCGUGAGGAAACCGGGGGGAACCCGACACACGCGUCCAACUGGUUUCACCAGUAACAUAAUGAAACAAAAAUCCAUGAAAUGGACAACUUGUGGCAAAGGCUGAUGUCAAACCCACAUUCUAUCAGACUUACAAUUCAUGCAGUGAAAUCAACCCUAAAGAGAAGGGAAAAAAGCCUUUUUUUCUCACUGUAAGGAAUUUUCUAUAUUGUUGGACAUUUUGUGACAAAACGUCCCUCUCACUAUGCUUCCCCUCACAAAAGACCUUUCUUUCACCGUGAAAUAUUCAUAGCCUGCCAAAUAAAACUCUUCCCUUUCACACUCUCGUCUUGAUCCUGUACUGUACAUAUCAGAUGCACUUGACCUGCCGUUACAUGAUGACUCAGAGAAGGUUUUUCAAGUUGUUCAGUUCAGGCGCAGAAGAACUGAAAACAGGGAGGAAUAUGAGUUGUUGUCACCAUUAGCUGCUUUGUGUAAUGAAGAAAAAAAAAGCUUCUGUAAAAAACAGCAAAACUUACUUCCAGCAGAGAUUCUCACAGGAAGAAAUCUACUCUUUACAUUAGACUCACCAUACAUACAGUAGGUCCUGUUAUAGCAUCCUCCUUCAUCUCCAGUGCCGUCUGUGCAUACAUGCAAAUGUUGCACACACACAUUUCACAUGCACAAAGAAGCAGUGGCUCCCCAAGUGUCGGAACUUGUGUUUGAUAGCAUGCUGAGUGAGUGGUUAAUUUCACAGUGCUUUGAUUUGCUCCAGUUACUAGAACUCUGUUUGGUAAUAGCUUGGAUGUGACAUACUUGCAUUAUAUUAAGUACUCUUCCAGUUUUCCUUUUGAGAAGAUAUUUUAUGGUUAAAAGUGUUUUGAUACCACACAGUUGUUUCACCCUCACACAGAUUCAUGAAUAGAAUACAGUCAGACAUUUGUUAAA
Melanotaenia boesemani (Boeseman's rainbowfish) is the source of this 4656-nucleotide messenger RNA. RefSeq names its product eph receptor B2b (gene ephb2b). Bases 83 to 3052 code for a protein of 989 amino acids. The record is from RefSeq and is a predicted model, not a curated record. Gene Ontology annotation, biological process: axon guidance; protein phosphorylation; central nervous system projection neuron axonogenesis. Gene Ontology annotation, molecular function: protein binding; transmembrane-ephrin receptor activity; ATP binding. The transcript has 16 exons. Gene Ontology annotation, cellular component: neuron projection; plasma membrane. NCBI's taxonomy places the organism in Eukaryota, Metazoa, Chordata, Actinopteri, Atheriniformes, Melanotaeniidae.